Messenger RNA from Aureobasidium pullulans EXF-150, 1634 nucleotides. Its product is annotated as PIN domain-like protein. Gene Ontology annotation, cellular component: nucleus; cytoplasm. Gene Ontology annotation, molecular function: 5'-3' exonuclease activity; 5'-flap endonuclease activity; DNA binding. The record is from RefSeq and is a predicted model, not a curated record. The transcript is spliced from 3 exons. NCBI's taxonomy places the organism in Eukaryota, Fungi, Ascomycota, Dothideomycetes, Dothideales, Saccotheciaceae. Bases 242 to 1423 code for a protein of 393 amino acids.
UCUCAAGCCAUGGUUCUGGAGUAGGAAAGCACAUGCGAUGUACGAUAGAUUGCUGUCGUUCCGAUCGGGAAUUGAUUGAAUGAUGUCACGAGUUGGACCUUCCCAAACGCGGGUGCGCGUCAGGCAGCCUCGCGACUUUCUGCUUCUGACUGCCCGCCGAAGCCAUCUAAUCGUUGAUCAGACCUCGAUAGUUUUUGUUACAACCCAUCCUGUCCUUCAUUGAAUCCAAGAAUCCGCCGAGAUGGGUAUCAAACACCUAUACCAAGUCAUCGACGAGCACUGUCCAGAUGCCGUCAAAACCGGUGAAAUCAAGAACCAAUUCGGUCGCAAGGUCGCCAUUGAUGCUUCCAUGUCGCUGUACUCAUUCCUCAUCGCCGUUCGCUCCGAGGGUCAACAAUUGAUGAACGAAUCUGGAGAAACAACUUCACAUCUCAUGGGCAUGUUCUACCGCACUCUUCGCAUGGUCGACAACGGUAUCAAGCCGCUCUACGUCUUUGACGGUGCACCACCGAAGCUCAAGUCGGGAGAACUCGCCAAACGUUUCCAGCGCAAGACGGAAGCUGAAGAGGCUCACGAAGAAGCCAAAGAGACGGGUACCGCUGAGGAUAUGGAGAAGUUCAGUCGCCGCACUGUUCGUGUCACCAGAGAGCACAACGCCGAAGCUCAGAGACUGCUCAAGCUGAUGGGUAUCCCCUACAUCAUCGCUCCCACUGAGGCCGAAGCUCAGUGUGCAGCCCUGGCUCGUGCCGGCAAAGUCUAUGCUGCCGCCAGUGAGGACAUGGAUACUCUGACCUUCGCCGCCCCUGUGCUCCUCCGUAAGCUCACCUUCAGUGAGCAGCGUAAGGAACCUAUUCAGGAGAUUCAUCUGGACAAGGUCCUGGAAGGCCUGGACAUGACCAUGGACCAGUUCAUCGACAUGUGCAUCUUGCUCGGCUGCGAUUACGUCGACCCUGUCAAGGGCAUCGGCCCGAAGGUCGCCUACACCAUGAUCAAGGAACACGGAAGCCUCGAAGCUGUCGUCGGCAUGCUGGAGAACAACAAGAAAUACACAAUCCCGGAAGACUGGCCUUGGGCCGAAGCCAAGAUCCUCUUCAAGGAACCCGAUGUUCGCAAGGCCGAUGACCCUGAGUGCAACUUCGAGUGGAAGGCCCCAGAUAUCGAUGGCCUGGUGAAGUUCCUCGUCGAGGAAAAGGGCUUCAGUGAGGACAGAGUCAAGAACGGAGCUGCCCGUCUCACCAAGAGUCUCAAGAGUGCACAGCAGAGCAGACUCGAGGGCUUCUUCAAGCCAGUCGCCAAAACCGCGGAAGAGCAGGCAAGCUUGAAACGCAAGAACGAGGCAAAGUUCGAGGAAAAGAAGAAGAAGCAGAAGCAGGCAGCCAAGGAGAAGAAGGAGGCCAAGGCCAAGCCCAGAGGUACUGCUUAGGAGAGUUCGAUCGACAUACAUUACGGAUGCAAGGAUGGGAGUUUUUGAUGGCGUUUGCUCAUAUGGGAAUACCCGCCAGGAGGACCAAGUAUACGAUUUGUUGUUGUCGGCGUUUCAGGAGCGAAUGGCUCGGAUGGUAUCAGCCAUGGCAUAAAAGGCUUCUUACAAUUGCUUGCAUGAAUACUACGAUAGCUAUAUGCUUCUUUCAAAC